Messenger RNA from Psammomys obesus (fat sand rat), 2553 nucleotides. RefSeq names its product forkhead box D2 (gene Foxd2). Gene Ontology annotation, biological process: regulation of transcription by RNA polymerase II; anatomical structure morphogenesis; cell differentiation. Gene Ontology annotation, molecular function: DNA-binding transcription factor activity, RNA polymerase II-specific; RNA polymerase II cis-regulatory region sequence-specific DNA binding. The coding region runs from base 1 to 1485 and encodes 494 amino acids. NCBI's taxonomy places the organism in Eukaryota, Metazoa, Chordata, Mammalia, Rodentia, Muridae. The record is from RefSeq and is a predicted model, not a curated record. The transcript is spliced from 2 exons.
AUGACCCUGGGCAGCUGCUGCUGCGAGAUCAUGUCCUCCGAGAGCUCCCCGGCCGCGCUGUCCGAGCCCGACGCAGACAUCGACGUGGUGGGCGGCGGCGGCGGCGGCGGGGGGGAGCUCGCAGCCCGCUCCGGGCCCCGCGCCCCCCGGGACUUGCACCCGCACGGCCGCGAGCCUCCCCGGGAGGAAGCCGAGGCCGACGUGGCCGAGGACGAGGAGGAGGAGUCGGGAGGCUGCUCGGACUGCGAGCCCCGCGCCCAGCCUCAGCCUCCGGCCCCGUCGCUGCCCGCCGAGGUGGGCCCGGGAGUCGAACCGGCGGGAGCCCCGGAGGCCGACGGCUGCAAGGGCGGCGGCGAGGACGCGGGGCCCGGCGGCGGCGGCGGCGCGGCGGCGGGGCUGGCGCCCAGCAAGCCCAAGAACAGCCUGGUGAAGCCGCCCUACUCGUACAUCGCGCUCAUCACCAUGGCCAUCCUGCAGAGCCCCAAGAAGCGCCUGACGCUCAGCGAGAUCUGCGAGUUCAUCAGCGGCCGCUUCCCCUACUACCGGGAGAAGUUCCCCGCCUGGCAGAACAGCAUCCGCCACAACCUCUCCCUCAACGACUGCUUCGUCAAGAUCCCCCGCGAGCCGGGCAACCCGGGCAAGGGCAACUACUGGACGCUCGACCCGGAGUCCGCCGACAUGUUCGACAACGGCAGCUUCCUGCGGCGCCGCAAGCGCUUCAAGCGCCAGCCGCUGCCGCCGCCGCACCCGCACCCGCACCCCCACCCGGAGCUGCUGCUGCGCGGCGGGGCGGGCGCGGCCGCGGACCCCGGCGCCUUCCUCUCCGGCUUCGCCGCCUACGGCGCCGCCUACGGCUACGGCUACGGGCUGGCGCUCCCGGCCUACGGCGCCCCCCCUCCGGGCCCGGCCCCGCACCCGCACCCGCACCCGCACGCCUUCGCCUUCGCCUCGGCCGCGCCCCCGCCCGGACCCCCGACGGCCUCGGUGUUCGCCGGCGCGGCCUCGGCUCCGGCCCCCGCGCCCGCCCCGGGUUCGGGCCCGGGCCCCGCGGGGCUGCCCGCCUUCCUAGGCGCGGAGCUGGGCUGCGCCAAGGCUUUCUACCCCGCGUCCCUGAGCCCCCCGGCGGCCGGCACGGCGGCGGCCAGCCUGUCCACCGCGCUCCUGCGCCAGGGCCUCAAGACGGACGCCGGCGGCGGCGCGGGCGGCGGGGGCGCGGGCCAGAGGCCCUCCUUCUCUAUAGACCACAUCAUGGGUCACGGCGGCGGCGGGGCCGCCCCCCCGGGCAGCGGCGACGCCUCCCCGGGAUCGCCGUUCGCGGCGGCCGCGGGUCCGGGGGGUCAGGCCCAGGUCCUGGCCAUGCUGACUGCCCCGGCCCUGACUCCGGUGGCGGGCCACAUCCGCCUCUCGCACCCGGGGGACGCGCUCCUGUCUUCGGGGCCCUCGUUUGCCAGCAAAGUCGCCGGCCUCAGUGGCUGCCACUUUUGACCGCGGCGGGCUCAGGGCCACUGAGGCCCUCACUCCUUAACCUCUCGGGGGAGCUCGGCCGGUCCCAGCGGAAUUCAGGGAGUCUAUUUAUGAAGAGUCUUCGGACCGAGGCCGGCGGCUUGCCACCAGGCACUUGGAGCUGCGCGCUCGCUCGCUGGUUCGGAAUGUCACCGACCGUUGGGACGAAGCGGGCCUCUGCGGCUCUCUCUGGUCGAGGCCCGGGUCUACGCAAUAGGCUCAAAGCAGAUCCCUUUUCUGUUUGAGCGGCAAAAAUAAAGGGAGUAGGAACCUUCGCUUCUUCUUGCCUCUGCACCUCUCACAGUCGGAGAAGAAUGCUUUGGUAGGGAGAUGCCUGUCGGUUAGCGGAGCCCGCCAGAAACACCUAUGGCUUGAAACCCCCCUCCCAGUCCCCCAUUUCUUCCUCAACUUUGAGACCAGCUCAUCCAAUAUUAUAAUUUAAAGACAUCUGUUAUCUGCUUUGUGCUUAAGAGAAAAAUUCUUUUUUUUUUUUUUUUUUUGCUGUUCUUCAAGGAAGCUGGUUUCAUCCAAGCCUAAGGCAGUGACGACACGGUCGGGAAGCUGAGAGAAGUGAAUCCAGGGUCUCCGAAAUCCUUGAAGAAACCGCAGAGCCCACCCCCUUGGAGGAAAUUUUUUCCCCCUUUGGUGUUCGGCUGUUUUUCAAAGAGCUCCCUUUUGGCCUUUCCCGUGGUCCACAGGCCCAGCCAUCCAGGGCUAGCGGCCUUCUUGGCCUUCUCCUCUGCCCCAGGCCCUGUGAUAUUUAUUGUAGUUAAAGGCAAUGAGUUUGGGUGGGAGAAGAGGGUCUGGGUCAGGCUCUGGAGAGGUGGGAACUGGGUGGGCAAGGGCACGGAGCUGUAGCAGGGGGUUCUAUGUUAUGUGUAAAUAUCUGUGCAGCGGGCUGCCCCCUGCAUUCUGUCCACUGGUGUGCAUUGAUUUAGACGCCUCCACUUAGUGGAGACUCUGUGAAAUCGUCUGAUGGUCUGUGUGGAAGAAAAGAAAACUGUCUCCCUCUCCCUUUUCAUCGGUGUCAAUUGAAUAAAUGUAUGUGAA